Drosophila arizonae is the source of this 1645-nucleotide messenger RNA. RefSeq names its product CTBP-interacting protein (gene CtIP). NCBI's taxonomy places the organism in Eukaryota, Metazoa, Arthropoda, Insecta, Diptera, Drosophilidae. The record is from RefSeq and is a predicted model, not a curated record.
CUUCCAUCCCUAGAGCACUGAAUUUUCCCACUCAAAAUAAAAACAAAGAUUAAAAUUCUUAUUUAUUUUCUAAGCAAUAAUACUUAUUCUUGCUGCUAAUAUGAAGUGUACCGCGUGUCAAGGCAAAAGUGACGCAACAAUAAAAUGCUUUUUGAAAGCUAUGGAUACCAUUAAAGAACACUUUUUAAUGAUGCAGGGUCUGUGUGCAGAAAAGGAAACAAGUAUUAGUCAAUUAAACAAGCGUAACGAAAAGCUCCAUACCGCGCUUGAUAUGCUGCGACAGGGACAGGAGCAACGCCUCAAGUCGAGCCCCAAACGUCGUAGAUUGUCGCCCAAAAAACCUCAAAUUAAACAUAGCAACACGCAACAGGCGCAAACGUCUCCAUUGAUACCUGAGAGUCAGAGCUCACUUAAUAUGAAUAUAGCUCUUUGUUCGGAUGAUGACGAAGAAGAAAUUAUUACAGAAACGGAGCCACCUAUCAGUCCUUACAAACCCUGGAAGACGCGUCGCAAGUCAAACACACGAAAUUGCGAAAAUGAACAACCGACUAGCACAACAGCAACAACAACAACUACUACAACUGCAGCAACAACAGAUGCCAACAGCCCCUGGAUGGGCAAAGUACCCAAAGACCGACUGCCAAUGGGUAAGACGAAAAUGUCGCUCACAAUACGCAGCGAUUCACCAAGAUUAAAGCAAACUCGCUUGCAAUUCGAUGCUCCCAAGAGCAAUAAUAUAUCCUGCGAUAAAGAUAUUAUUGACUCCAGUCCGAAUUUAUAUUCUUCGCUAAAACAUGCUAAGCAAUCACGUUCCCUUUUACAGAGAGUCGACAACAACAGCGUCUCAGAUAUCAAACCUAUCGCCGACAUCGCAAAGACACCAAUAAGCAAUAAGACUCCCGUGUUUGAAAUGGAUGACGAUGAUUCAUUCUUUGAUCUAUGUCCAGACCCGUCAGCAUCUCAGCCAGCUUCAGGACUUGCUCUACCGUCUUUGAGCGGCACUUCAGAUACGUCAAGCGUAGUGCUGCUCACACCUGCCACACAGGAUAUUGUGUUCAUUGAUGAUAGCAUUACUGAAAAUACCUCUCUGAAUACUAUGGCUUUUAUGGAAGAGGUCAUAAAAGAGGAUGACAAAGUUUCGCUGACAAAACUACAGGAUUUCGAAGCGGAGCUAAUUCGAAAGCGUCAAUCAGAGGCAGCCAAAGUAAAACCAAAUACUGAUGCUGUUAGGGUGAAACAUGAGCCGCUAACAGAGCUGCCAACUCCUUUUGGUAAUGAAUCAACCAAGUUGCCAGCUGACUUUGAAAUGGACGAUGACCAGGAAGAUGCAGACGAGGAGGAGGAAAUAUUUCCUCGUCCCAUUGUAGUCAAACAAGAACCCGAAUUAAGUUUAAAGCAACGCUACAAUAUUACUUGCCCACAGUGCGAAAAGUUUAUCACAUUUAUGGGCACGAACUUGAAUGACGAAAAGAUACAAAUGUAUCUAAAUAAUUGCAGACACGAACGGGAAUUCGAAAACAACACACCACCCGGCUUUUGGAACCCGCACAUGGUUUCGUUUACGGCUGAAGAUCCACGCAGCAAAGUUCAUGUUGAUCGUCGCUUUGUCGAAGGACGAAAGAAAUAAGACUUAUAGAUGGAUUUU